AUGCACUAUUGCAAACAAACGCCGGCAUCGAGCAACGAUGCCUAUAAGUGCUCCAUCGAUAGUAGCAGCAGCAACAUGGUAGGUGGUGUGGAUGUGGGAGGCGUUUCGCCACGCAGAUUCCCACCACUAAGCGCGCCCUCGCCCCACACCAGCAGAUCGUCACGAGCGGAUCCGCUGCCGGGCGACUCAACGCAUUCCGUUUUUCUGUCGCUGCCGCUGAUGCCACCGCGGUACAUGUCACCGGUGGCGCUCUCGCACAUCUCUUCUAGUCGCAGUGGCACGGCCUCGCCGUCGACGCGGGCACCACCGCCGCUUCCCAUCACACCGGAUAGAGCCUCGCGGCGGAAGGAGAAAGAACAACAACAACAACAACAACAACAGCCGCAGCCGCAGCAACCACAGAAGGAGAUGAAGAUGUCGUUCAAGCAGCGGCUACGGCUUGGCGAGCAGAAGGAGAAGCAGCAACAACAGCAGCCGCAGCAAGAACGAAAUGGACAAGGUGCCUUGCUAAAGGAGAUGUCCCCUGGGCCGGUAUCACCGUGUGUUGCGUUCAGGCGCAAUCGCUUUGUGCAAGGGACCAUCAGCUUCAACCAUUCUGUCACCAAUCACAGCAAUAGCAAUACCACCUUCAGCGGCACUGGCACCAUCAGGGUGGAGGGCGGCAUGCCAGUCAGUGAUUUCGCAGACACAACACGCCGGACGUCCUCGCCGUCACCCAAGAUUCCGAAAUACGUAUCUUCACCGAUACAGCGCCAGGCGACCUCUACACCGCCUAUGGGAACGGCGACAAAAUCUAGACCCUCCUUCAAGGAACGGCAGCGGUCAAGCAUGAAUCAGCCAGCACCCUAUCACAUGAAUCCACUUACGCGGAUGCGCGCCUCCACCACUUCGCCGGCCAUGACUACUGACCGUAGUUGGCCGCAGCCUCCCCCGCGAAGCGUGGUUUCCCAAAUAGAAUCUGCGCGCAGCCCCAGUGCCGGCCUGGCGGAGCAGCAGCAGCAGCAACAACUUGCCCGUAGCACGCCAACACUGAACAUUCUGAAUACCUCCUUCAACAGCACGUGGCCGCCAUCCAUCUCCAGCAGUUCCAUGGAGUCAUCGCUUACAGGGGAGAGAAGUGCGCACACACGACAGCGCGUCUUCCGUCAGGGGCAGGCGCAGCGUUCUGCGGCCGCCGGCAGCACCAAGAGCCCCGCAGGUGGUUCCAGAGUUCAUCUUAGCAGGACCCGACAAAAAAUGCAAGGCAGCCGCAACAGCUCAAGCGCCUCGUUGGACGAGUGUGGGAAGGCGGAGAAGAAGCCCACACUGUCGACGCAUACGCACGGUUCUGGGACCGGGUCGCAGACGGAAAGAGCCCCACAAAAGCAGCAGCACGAGAGAAAACAAAGACAAUGUACACCGCCGUGGAAGCCGUACACGCCAUCGUUAUCAACGUUCCUUGUCGGAGGGGCGCCGCGGCACCAACACAACAAGGGCGACGCCGUCUCCCCGAGCCGCGAGCAUCAGGAGCGCCCCAACCCACUUUCACCACCAGCACCGUGCAACACGACGUGCGAGCCGUGCAGCGGUGACAAUGACGGCGGUGAAGGCGGUGGCAGCAGCAAUAGUUACACCCAGGUGAGAGAAGAGGACAUCGGCCUCCCGCGCUUCGUGACACAGCACACCGGCUCACGCACAGCCUGUACCGCAGGGCACCUUCCCGGUGUGGUUUGUAGCCGUUGUACCAAGAAGAAUAGUGAGCGGCGUGAGCGCGAUAAGAUGCUGAAGCGGCCCACACCCUUAACACCAUGGUCACCCACCCCGCUGGCGUGCGAUGCCGCCUUGCCGAUGACGCAGACAACACCCACAACCACAACCACAACGAGUGUCAUGGACAGCUUUGCGCAGAUGAUACAGCGCAUAGAUGAAGGCUCCAAAACAGCAACUCCUGUGUCACAGGUGCACUGUAUGGAGUCCUCACUGGGCCGCACACAGCCUGGCGAGAUGAGCUCCACCACGUUUGCUGCAACGCAUGAGAAUCGACGCAAGAGUAGUUUCUCGAGCCUUUACUUCUCUAUGAUGAAGCGGCAUAAUAUUCAGCGGCUGGUACCCGUCACAAACCUCACAUGCCAAGGACAUCUCGACGAGGACACCACGCGUGAGAUGCGCGGGGAUAGUGUACCCAACGACAUUUUCAGUGACAGCGACGACUAUCUCGCUUCCUCGCUGCGCACGAUUGGAGUGGUGGAGACGGAGGAGCACGUGUUUCUGCCACGCUACGAGCUGCUCGAGGAUGGGCGGACGGCGAUGGAGGUUAUGUUGAGUAGUAUUUGCGCCGUGCACGGUGAAGUAGGCUCCUUUGGCGACGACAGCAACAACAGCGAUACCGGCACUUGUGCUGCUACAACGGCGGCGACGCAUAGUGGUACAGUCAAACGCAUAGCGGAGGCUGGACAGACCAACAACGAGAGCGACGACACCUUCACAUUCGGCAGCAUUUCACCAGCGUACCCGACGGACCCGGCGGACGAGGAUCCGACGAUUGACUGCAAAGUUGCCGCGCGCCUCCUCUUCGACGUAGAGGGGGUCGUCGUGCUUGUCUCCGCCAGCGAGGAGGUAAGGAAGUAUAUCAGCCCGCCGACGACCAGCAGCAGCGGCAACCAAACCAAUAACAACAACAGCAACCUGGCGGAUGACGGUGGGGAUCAUUCGCUGUGUUCGUGCAGCCGGGAUUUCAUCACGAAGGAUGUACGCGGGGUCGACUACAGCAGGUAUCAUGCGCACCAGCUCUACCACCACUGCAUGUACUGCAACCGCCGCCCCGCUGCUUUCCUCUGCCUGCACUGCCUCAAGUCGACGUGCCCGUCGCACGUUACACAGCACUACAGGUCGUGUGAAGCGGAGUGCACGCUGUUUCUCAACCUGCUCGACAUCAUGACGAGCUUUGACCGCAUAUUCUGGUGUGAGAAAUGCAGUUGCUUCACGUGGAGGCACACAGAGGUGUACGACCCGCUGGUGGAUCAGCUCGCCCUCACGCGCGGGACAUACCUGAACGAAGCGGUGCGCAAUAUCUCGUGCGUCGGCUACGACGUGCAACUGAAGAAGCCACAGCCGCGCUUCUACGCUUCAAGCCAGCAGGCCUCGCCGCCGCGGGAUCACGUGAGUCUCAGUUUAACCGCCAGCCCUAUUGGGCAGAUGUUAUCAGCUCAGUCUGUCGCUCUCUCGCCGGUGAACCUGCCUCUCAACUCCAUGCGUGAGCGCGGAAAUAAUAGUGUGAGUGAUCAAGGAAGUCCAACCGGCGGUUGCAGCGGGUCCCCCAUGGCACACGCACUGCAGCGUGACGUUGUGAGCCUGAUGCAGGAGAGCGAGGUGGUGCGGGUCGGCGAGGCGGUGCCAAAGUUGGUCUCGCUCGGAGCGAAGGUGCAGGGCUGGCGCUCCACGCAGGAGGACGCCGAGGCCGCCUUCGUUAUCAACAUACCCGCACUUUCCACAGCAGUGCCACUAACAGAAGCAGGCUUGGGAGGAGGAGGAGGAGGAGGCAAAGGAGGAGUGGCGGACGAGGGUGCGCAGCCAGAGACAAUCGCAAUGGCGGUGUUUUGCGUGUUUGAUGGCCACGGCGGGGACGCGGUGGCGAAACUCGCCGCCUGCCGCUUCGAGGCACACCUCCGCAAGGCGGUCGCAUCCGCGCGGCACGACGACGUACGGGCCCGCGCACUACUCUUCCACCUCGACGUAGAGUCCUCAGCGCCGAGGGCGACCCGAGACGGUGCUGGAAACUACCCAUGCAGUCAAGAAGAUGGCCACAACAACAACAACAACAACAACAACAACAACAACAACAAUACAAACGAUGAGGGUGAUAGUAGCGUGCUGGAGAACGGCAUCACCACCGAGGCGCUGCUGCGCCACAUAGAGAGCAGCGCCAAAUUCGCCACGAGCUCCACCCAACCCACCCUCCUGGCAACGGCAGCAGCACCACCUAUUACUCUUGCCGCUGCUGUGGAGAGGGACGUGAGCCCGAUGCAUGUGGCCUCUCUACAGGGCGCUGGUGUGGCGUGCAGCAACUCCCAUGCACCACCCUCCACUACUUCCGGCUGCCGAGCGCGCGGCAACGCCUCACCGAUCGUGUCGCGGCAGGAAAUGGAGAUGCUACGGGUUUACUUCGCCAGCAUCAUGGAGGACGCGCUGCUCUCACUUGACGACGACCUGCGCUUCUCACUGGAGGGACUGCGCGGCGACUACCACAGCACCGGGUGCACCGCCUGCGUCGUCGGCAUCACGACGAACUUCAUCCUAUGCGCCAACGUCGGUGACAGCGGCGCCGCCUUUUACACGCCGCAGAGCAUCCGCCGCAUCAGCACCACGCACCGCAUCAGUGACCCGGCGGAGGAGGCCCGUAUCCGCGCCGCCGGCUACGCGAUCAGCGCACAGCGCAUUGAGGGGCUUCUGGCGGUGCCGCGCGCCCUCGGCGACUACGACUUUAAGCAGUGCGGCGGCAAGGGACCGCGCGAACAGGCUGUCAUUGCGGUGCCGGAUGUCACCAUCAUGCCGGUGCCGUCGUCGGAUGAGACGGCGCGCUGGGGCGUUAUUGCGGCCUGUGACGGCGUGUGGGAUAGCGCGACGCUGCAUCAGAUCCACCACGCGAUCGUCAACACACCGAACGACCUGGAUGUAGCGGCCUCCGCCACGGAGGCGGUGCUGCGCGCGAAGGAGAUGGAGGCUGAGCUGCACCACAGGACCGCGGUAGAGUCGGAAACAACACCAACAGUAGACACCGCGUCGGUGGAUGCGCUGCUGCUCACCUCGGCGGCUGGUGUCUUUGCGCAAUGCGUGGCGCCGAGCGACAACGAUGAGGGAAUCGGCAUGGAUAACUGCAGUGUAUUCUUGAUUGAACGGCGCUGA
Messenger RNA from Trypanosoma grayi, 4881 nucleotides. RefSeq names its product putative protein phosphatase 2C. The record is from RefSeq and is a predicted model, not a curated record. Gene Ontology annotation, molecular function: protein serine/threonine phosphatase activity; cation binding. Gene Ontology annotation, biological process: protein dephosphorylation. Lineage: Eukaryota; Euglenozoa; Kinetoplastea; Trypanosomatida; Trypanosomatidae. The transcript has a single exon. The coding region runs from base 1 to 4881 and encodes 1626 amino acids.